Molecule: messenger RNA, 1231 nt
Organism: Tribolium madens (black flour beetle)
Lineage: Eukaryota; Metazoa; Arthropoda; Insecta; Coleoptera; Tenebrionidae
Product: odorant receptor Or1-like
Exons: 5
Coding region: 1-1140 (379 amino acids)
Biological process (GO): detection of chemical stimulus involved in sensory perception of smell; sensory perception of smell
Cellular component (GO): plasma membrane
Molecular function (GO): odorant binding; olfactory receptor activity
Source: RefSeq, a predicted model, not a curated record
AUGGAAAAAUUUGACUGGAGAUGUCCUAUACGAAUAAAUCUACUCCUACUGAGAUCUGUAGGAUUGUGGCCUCGAGGAUAUGGAGUUUACAAGCGCAACUUUUACCUCUUUUAUUCUAUCUUCACGACUAUUACCAUCGUCGGUGGCCACAACUUAUCUCAAGUCAUAAAUAUUUUCUACGUUUAUACAGAUUUGGAAGCUUUAACGGCGACUAUCUUUGUGGCAACAACCAACAUCUUGGCCCUUAUCAAAAGAUAUUUUUUCGUGCGAAACCUCCCCGUACUUAAGGAAAUUCUGAAAACUUUAAACACUCACCAGUUUCACCCGAAAACUCUUCGACAAAUGAAAAUCAUCCAGACUCCACUUCGUCGCUGGAAACUGGCUUACAUUUGCUUUUCCAUAAUCGUGUAUUUCAAUGUCGCCAUGUGGACACUUGAACCACUUUUGGACAACAUGAUCAAAAAUCGACGAUUACCAUUUCAAGCUUGGUAUCCUUUCGAUACCAGACGAAGCCCCAACUACGAAAUCGCCUACUGUUACCAAUUCAUUUGCAUAUGGAACAUAACCAUAGCUAAUUUGAAUUUGGACACUCUCAUAUUCGCUUUCAUGAUGUUCAUUUCAGCCCAGUGUGAGAUUCUUUGUGACGACUUGAGGAAUCUUAAUAAUGAUACUUUUGGGCCAAGACUGAUACAAUGCAUUAAACACCACAAGGAAAUUUUACGCCUUGCAAAAGUCACUAACAAUAUCUUCAAUUUUAUUAUUUUGGGACAAAUAGCCACAAGUACAGCUGCAAUUGCUUUAACCAUGUUUCAAUUGAGUUUAAUUGAUUCGCUAAAUACCACAGCUUUAACCCACUUUGCUUACAUGACGGGAAUGUUAACUGAAAUUUUGUUAUAUUGUUGGUUUGGCAACGAAAUUGAAGUUAAGAGCUAUAUGAUUCCUAAAGCAGUCUACGAGUCGCAGUGGUUGCAACAAAGCCGAAGUGUUGCAAAAAAUUUGCUCAUUUUAGGCUGUCGUUGUCGCAAACCGAUCAAAAUUACAGCGAUUAAUUUAUUUACACUCUCUUUGCAAACUUUUAUUGCGAUUCUUCGGUCUGCAUGGUCGUAUUUUGCCUUAUUAUCCACAAUUAAUAGUAAAUAAAAAUACUAAAUUACUAGCUUGCACUAAAAAUUUCUCAACCUAUAAGAAAGUUACUGAGACCCAACUUGUUGGAGGAAAAUGCUCAAUUAAG